Lutzomyia longipalpis is the source of this 1663-nucleotide messenger RNA. It is a transcript of the gene Con, whose product is annotated as connectin. Bases 276 to 1613 code for a protein of 445 amino acids. Gene Ontology annotation, molecular function: protein binding. The record is from RefSeq and is a predicted model, not a curated record. The transcript is spliced from 2 exons. NCBI's taxonomy places the organism in Eukaryota, Metazoa, Arthropoda, Insecta, Diptera, Psychodidae.
GAAUUGCGAGGGAGAUAAAAGAUAAGACAGUGCCCCGCUUAAUUAGUCCAUAGUUGUAACAAAGCUUGACCACAACACAUUUUCACACUCCUUUUCGUCGCGCAUGAAUGAUGGGAAUAGUUUAGAGAUGAAUAAUCAAUUUAAUCAGAGAGUCAAAUGUGCUGUUGCUGCUUCUGGACACUUGCGCUCGUAGUCUGGCAUUCAGUCGCAUAAUCCGCGUUGCUGGAAGUGGAUCCGACCGACAGUUGGGUACAUAAAGAGGGAAAAAGAAGAAAAUGGGCAGAAGAGGAUUACUCGGGUUGUUGGUGGUGGUGAUGUGUUUGAGUGCUGUGGCGGGAUUUCGGGAUCUCAAAUCAUCGGGAAAGCGCUACUUCCGUCCCAAUGUCUGUGAAUCCGACCAGCAUGGAAUGGAUGCGAAGAUUGUGUGCUACUGCACAACUCCGGGGAAUAAGACAGCAGAUUGCUGGGUGAAUGUGCACGAUCUCUAUGAGUACGAUCAAACGUGGAGUGGAUUUGAGAUUAACAGUGAUAUUCGUCACCUGAUCCUCACAAUGGCACCAAAUGGGCAGCUCAACUACCUCCCAUUACGAGCACUGCAGUACCUCCACAAUUUGCGCUCCUUCAGCAUGUCAUCAGCCAAUGUUCCCGUCAUCAAGGCACAUGCAUUCUCCUUCCUCUCUCAACUCGAUACGAUCUCCUUGAUCAACAAUCAAAUCGUCACCCUGGAGAAUUAUGCAUUUGCCGACCUCACACGCCUACGAACCCUCAACAUGUCCUUCAAUCAGAUAACCUUCCUCGAUCGCAAUGUCUUCCACAAAUGCCGCAAUCUUGAGCUUCUCUACCUCACAGCCAACAACAUUUCCAGCAUUCUCGAUGGUGCCUUCCAGAAUCUCGAGAAGCUCGAUAUUCUCCGUUUGGAUUACAAUUUCAUCUCCGUCAUCACAGCCGAUACAUUCCGUGGCCUGGACAAUCUCUCCACGCUGGGACUCAUUGCGAAUUACAUCACAAUCCUCGAGGAUAAUACAUUUGACAAUUUGCGAAAUCUCGUUUUCCUGGAUCUCCGUCAAAAUGCCAUCCAGAGUAUAUCGCCACGAACAUUCAAUGGACUAACGAAGCUGCAGUAUUUGAAUUUGGAACAGAAUGAACUCAAAAUGCUGGAUUCGUUCAUUGUGCAAGGGCUGCCGAAUCUUCUUUACCUCAAUUUGGCAAAGAAUCUCCUUACGACAUUCCUCCUGGACGAACAGAGUAGCCUCUAUUCGCGAUUCCAGAAGGAGAAUACGCUGUUCUAUCUUAAUGAUAACAACAUUGUCUGCGAUUGCCGUUUGAAUUGGGUCUUCAGCCUUCACAGCUCCACAAAGAGUCCCAUCUUCAGGGAAGCCCUCAACUCACUCCAGUGCGAGCUUAUUCAGCGCGAUCGAACUGAUUUUGUGUACAUAAUGCGCCUCAACUUGGACGACCUGCCAUGCGAGUUCUUCUCCAGCACCACGGAAUCCCUUGUGCAGGAAUAUCGACCACAUCACACCCUCAGGCGGCACUACUACGUCUCUGGAGCCACCAGGGAUGUCAUCCACAUGCUGCCCCUGCUACUCACCCUCCCUCUACUCUUCCAUUAGACUCUGUAGUACAUGCGAUGCACAAUAAAAAAGGUGGUGUGAGUUCAAAA